Messenger RNA from Neolamprologus brichardi, 972 nucleotides. NCBI's taxonomy places the organism in Eukaryota, Metazoa, Chordata, Actinopteri, Cichliformes, Cichlidae. The record is from RefSeq and is a predicted model, not a curated record.
AUGGUUGUGUUUCUUGGCUGGACUCUGCUCUCUGUGUGCCUGCUGGUUUGUGCCUCUCAAGGCCAGAAAAACUUCACAGCUGAGUCUGGACAGAACGUCACUUUGACAUGUCAAGCUCGAAAAAACAUCCAGACUGUGAAGUGGAGCAGAGCUGACCUGGGAGAUGAAUAUGUUUUUUUGUAUCGGGAUGGGAGGGAAACUUUAGUGCACCAGCAUCCAUCUUUUAAGGACCGGGUGGAUCUAAAGGACAAACAGAUGAAGGAUGGAGACGUGUCUUUGAUUCUGAAGAAUGUGACGAUUAAUGACACUGGAACAUACGAGUGUCGUGUCGUUGAGACAGGAACAUCUGGUUUGAAGCCCAUCAGCAUCAUCUACCUGAGUGUUGUAGAUCAGCCAAGAAGACCUGUUGGACUGAUAGUUGGUCUGUCAGUUUCCGGUGUCCUCAUUGUUGCUGCUGUUGUUGGCUUUGUGAUCUACAGAAAGUAUAAAGGAUAAAAGAGUCAUCUGCAGCACAUUCAAAUAUCUCAGACCUCUGAACAGCUAAACUUUGAGUCUCCUGCUGCUGUCUCGACUUCCAAGUGAUGUCAGUGAACAGGGGGACAGACACCAGGGACCUCACGAAGAAAUUAAUUAUGAAGUGUCACCAUAAAAUGUUAUUCUGUCUUAUCUCUGGAUAUGGAGAUGAUGUAAAGUCUUUGUGAGGAACGCAGAGUAAAGAAAAUCUAAAAGAAAACAGAGAAUUCUGCUGAUUCAACAGUUAUUGUCUAAUUUUGCUGCAUCCAGCUUACACAGUAAAAUUAGACUUGCCGUUGUUCACAAGUUCCAAUUUUAACAAAAACAUGGUGCUUCUGUUUAUUACUAAUGUUAUGGCUGCAGAUUAGUGUCUCACACUUUAACUCAGCACUUUAUCAGGAAAUUGCUUUAGUCUGUCAGCAGAUCAAGUGUGAAGUGAAGUUAAUUUGACUGAUUCAA